This is a messenger RNA of Anopheles nili, 2184 nucleotides long. RefSeq names its product facilitated trehalose transporter Tret1-like. The transcript has 5 exons. Gene Ontology annotation, cellular component: membrane. Bases 62 to 1492 code for a protein of 476 amino acids. Gene Ontology annotation, biological process: transmembrane transport. Lineage: Eukaryota; Metazoa; Arthropoda; Insecta; Diptera; Culicidae. Gene Ontology annotation, molecular function: transmembrane transporter activity. The record is from RefSeq and is a predicted model, not a curated record.
GAGACGUACACCUGGUUGGUGAAUUUUCCACAAACAAACCCGAUCUGACGGCAGCACGAAAAUGGUCGCGAAGGGCGUCCGGAACCAGUACCUGGCAACGUACUGCGCGAAUCUCGCCACACUCAUCUACGGUCUGUCGAUAGGAUGGCUCUCGCCGAACCUGAACCUAAUGGCGUCGGAUGACACACCGCUGGUGACGGGGAAGGUCACUAAUGAGGAAUUGGGUACGAUCGGGUCGAUCGGUACCAUUGGCUGCAUGCUGGCUCCGCUAGUGUGCGGUUGGGUGGCGGAAAUCGCUGGCCGAAAGUCCGCCUUGAUGCUGAUCGGUGUAACGCAGCUGAUCAGCUGGGCUGUGAUGCCGUUCGCUACCAAUCUGACCGUCAUCUACACGUCACGCAUCUUCGGUGGGUUCGCCGGAGGUGGUACACUCUCCAUCGUGCCAUUGUUCGUGUCGGAGAUAUCGGAAGAUAGAAUACGUGGUACUCUCGGGACGAUGCUUGCCAUCUCGUGCAACUUCGGUAUCCUGCUUGGGUUCAUCAUCUCGCACUACGUGAAUUGUUGGGCGGUGACGUACAUCGCUCUGUUGCUGUGCGUGGUCUACUCGCUGGGCUGCUUCUUCUUGCCAGAAUCUCCACAGUAUCUGUUCGUCAAGAAGAAGAAGGAGAAAGCGAUAAAGGCGCUGCGGUUCUACCGAGGCGAAGAAGCCGAAAGUGAAACAUCACAGUUCACCGCCGAGGUGGCACGCUUCAAGGACAUCCACACUACCGGCACGCCCAAAAAGAAGGACUCCAACCAGAUCCACAUCAAAGAUUUCCUAACCCGAUCCCGAUGGAAGCCGAUCCUGAUCUGCGUGGUGGUGAUCAUGUUCCCCGCCGGUUCCGGUUCAAUCCCGCUCAUCACCUACACGGAGAAGAUCUUCCAGGAGUCACACUCCAACCUCAAACCGGCGAUAUCCUCCAUCGUGGUCGCGACCCUGCAGCUGAUCGGUUCCUACAUCUCCACGAUGACGGUCGAAAAGGCGGGCCGGCGUGUUCUGCUCGUCGUCUCGACGCUCGGUUGCGCGGUUUGCACCAUCACGAUGGGCACGUACACGUUCCUGCAGGAUAUGCAGGUCCCGGUCGACUGCUUCCGGUGGGUCCCGGUCGCCAGCAUGUCCGCGCUAGUCUUCAUCAAUGCCAUCGGCAUCGGUAUCGUGCCAUUCAUCAUCAUGACCGAGAUCCUCGAUCCGAAGAUCCGCGGUUCGGUGGUCACGUUCUGUCUGCUGGAGUUUUCCGGCGUCGCGUACCUAGUCGUCAAGUACUUCCCAAUCGCGACCGAGAAGCUCGGGAUGUACUCGUGCAUGUGGUUCUUCUCCUGCUGCUGCGUCGCGUCCGCCACCUUCGUGCUCACCUGCAUGCCGGAGACGAAGGGCAAGAGCUUCGAGCAGAUCUCGGAAUCUCUGAACGGGGGCAAGAAGGCGCACAACAAGGAUGUCGCCCCGACGCCCGUCUGACACACGGCCGUUGGUCGUUCGCCGUUGCGAGACGGCGGUGAGCUAGGUGUGUUUGAAAGGAACGAUUAGGGACCUUUUAUUAUUUUUUUUUUGUUUGUUUUCGUUAUGUUUUACCCCUACUAGCUGCCAUCUGGCGUGGGAGCAUCUUGAAUUGUAUUAUACACCUCUUUUUCAUGACAUACCACAUACCCUCUAUACCGCAUAUAUAUACAUAUAUCCGACCCGCUGGUGGUCCCGUACGCUACACAUUACACACGCAUUACCCUUGGCGGAAGAAGGCGUAGAACGCGUCCUAGACGUCCUAGACGAGAGCGCGAAACUUUAGAAUCAAACAGCAAACAAAAAUACGAUAUACGGUAGAAUUACGCGAGAACGAGCGGAGUCCGUGGUAGACGACGUGCUAGUUGGAGAGCAUUUAGGAAGCGCACAACGGAACCGACACAGCUCCUGCCGGCAAAUGUUCGGCAUAAAGGGAGGAAAAAAAAAAAAGCAAAACCGGGUGCAUCCGGGAAUUGUGGCAUGUCCACACGAGCCCAUUUGGUCCUUACGGGGGAUCGGAAAGGGCCGGUAGGGCAGCAUUUUUUUUGCAAAACAAAAAAUAAAGAAACAACCUUUGUACUAAGCUUUAAUACAGAAUAUUUGUUAACCGCGCGGUGUCACCACGAGCGAAAAAUAAAGUUAUACACCAAUAU